AUGAGAGGCCACACUGGAAAUGGACGUUGCACCUGGAUCCGCUAUGAGGACAUGCUGGAGAACUGGGUGCUGCAUCUGGAACGGGUGGGUCUGGGCCGCCACUUCAUAGUCUUUGCCGCUGACAGCAAGAGCCUCGAGUUCGCCCACUCCAAAUGGCCGGGCCAGGCCAUACACCUCGACCUGAGCGGACAGUUUGGUCAAGAGGAGAGGGCGGACGUGGAGGGGGCAUCGGUCAUCGGGUCAGCAGCCUUUCACCGCGUGGCAUCCCACAGGGCCAUCUACAUCCACCACCUCCUCUCCUUUGGCUUCUCCGUGCUCUACAGCGAUAUCGACAUCGCCUUCCUGCACAACCCCCUCCCCUUCUUCCAAAAACCCGCUGAUGCUAAUAGCGUCGUUAAUUUACAGCGACCCCCCCACCCCUUCUUCCAAAAACCCGACCAUCCCCUUCCCUCCUCGUCCCUCCGAAACCCUAUCAGCAGCAGCAGUGGCGGCGGCAGCAGCGACAAUGGCAGUGGCUUAGAUGCGCCUGCUGCCGAAACUACUACCGAUUUCGACAUGUUCAUCACGCACGAUCGCUACAUGAGCCAGCCGUCGCCCUACACAGACCCCAUCGACCCCAACCUCCUCAACGGCCUCCCCCUCUUCUGCAGCUGCUUCCUCUUCUUCCGCCCCACCCUCCCCGCCAAAAGCCUCGUGGGCAACUGGGCGUAUCGAAUGGCGAAACUAGGCCGGCAGGGGGGUUUGGAUCAAGAUCAGCUGAACCUGGUCAUGCAGUGGAUGCUAGAGAGGAAGGUGCUGCCUCGGAUUGGUGUGCUGCCGCCGCUGCAGUUCCCGUCCGGGCAGCUGAUGAAUGAACACUGGGGGAAGUUUGAGGAGGUAAGGCCAAGAGUGGUGAUGGUGCAUGCAAAUUAUUUGACUGGGAAAGUGGCGAAGAUCAAGGGGUUGAAGAAGGCGGGUCUGUGGCGUGUGAAAGAGCAGGAUGAUGCCGGAGAGCAGGACAGCUACGAUGAAAUCCCAGGGAUGCUGAAGAGGGGGAGAGAGGAGGGCAGCGCAGGGGGAAAGGAGGGCAAGGGGGGGGAGGCCCGGGUGGGGGAGGCGCUGGCAGGAGGGGGAGGGGGAGCGUCAGGGGGGAGUGGUGGGGAGGGAGGGGUGGAUUGGGAGGCGGAGGUGUUGGGAGCGGUGGAGCCGUGGGUGGGGGAGCAUCUGGGGGAGUUGGAGGGGAAGGGGACGCGGAUCAAGGGCGCUGCUGGCAUGGCCAGGAGGCCCUCUCAGGCCAGGAGGCCUUCUCAGGCCAGGAGGCGUUAUUCCGCAACAUCUCAGGCCAGGAGGCGUUAUUCUGCAACCUCUCAGGCCAGGAGGCAUUAUUCUGCGACUGGUUUCAACCACGUGGGCCGCAUCCCUGAUUCCCCACCAUCCCCUCUCCUUCCCCCACCACUCCCAUCAGGCCAGGAGGCAUUAUUCCGCAACUGGUUCACCCAUAUGGGCCGCAUUCCUUCUCUCGGCAAUAUCGUCCUUGCUUCUGUGCCUCCUCAGAUGCACACACCUGGGGGGCAUGUGAUCACUCGCUCCAGUGAGAGCUUGUCGCCUCGAGUGGCCAGAGCCACGUGCCUGCUGCUGCCAACCCUCAUCCUCGCCCGCUUGCUGGCUGCCAAUGUGACCGUCGUCUACAGCGACAUCAACUCAGUGUGGCUGCGCGACCCCCGCCGCUACUUCCCGCCAAGCUACUCCCUCAUGCUGCCCUCCCUCUCCCACCAAGACCAGCCGCCGCCACAGCAGCAGCAGGCAGCGGCCCCUGCACCCGCCAACACCACCGCCCUCACACCAGCCUUGCUAGGGUCCCUCUCCCCAUGGCUCAUGGCUCUUCGCCCCUCCCCUGCUGUGCAAGCCAUGGUGCAACGCUGGGCUGUUGGGGCUUUAAGGGGGUAUGUGACAGCAGGUGCGGCAGCAGCAAGGGGUGGUUCAGGUGUGUUUUCUGGUUCGGAGGUUCUUAGCACGGCGCUGAAUCACGCCGUGGCUGAGAUGGUUCGGGGAGCGAGGCUCGUGGGAGUCGAAGAGGAUAGUUUCGGUGGAGGUUCGGAAGGAGGUCCGGGAGGUGGUACGGAAGCAGGUACGGGAGGAGGCACAGAGGAUACAGGAGAGGGGCGAAGUGUAGCAAGCGUGGGGGUGCUGCCAGAGCAGUUAUUCCCGCCUGGGUGGAAGGCGGUGGGGGAUAGGGCAUGGCUGGAGGCGCAUAGAAAGGAGAUAGUGGCCGUGCAGGUGAGCUGUGGGGAGGAUGGCAGGCAGCAAGAAGUUCGUCUUCGAGACAUGAAGCUAUGGUUGUAA
Molecule: messenger RNA, 2322 nt
Organism: Closterium sp. Yama58-4
Lineage: Eukaryota; Viridiplantae; Streptophyta; Zygnematophyceae; Desmidiales; Closteriaceae
Source: the annotation of a GenBank genome assembly